AUGCAUGAAAUCAUCACUCUCCAGCUUGGAACCAAAAGUAACUAUCUAGCGACCCAUUUCUGGAACGCUCAGGAAUCCUAUUUUACAUACUCUGAAAAUGAGGAAUCCCUGGUAAAUCCGGACAUUCAUUUUCGACCAGGCCUUGGUUCCGAUGGCUCGGAGACCUUCACUCCUCGGACCAUAAUAUACGACCUGAAGGGGGGAUUUGGCACUCUUCGCAAAUUCAAUGCGUUGUAUGACAUCUCGGGAGACUCCCACGCGGCCCCGGGUCUUUGGGACGGGAACACGGCACGACGUCAAGAACAGCCCAUUGAACCAUCUGAGUAUCAAAGGAGCCUAGACCUGGGUCUCCCGACUACUCAACUCCACGCCUCGGAUGUGAGGUAUUGGUCCGACUUCAACCGUGCUUUCUAUCAUCCUAGGUCCAUUGUUCAACUCCACGAAUACGAGUUGAACUCGCAACUUAUGCCCUUCGAAAACUGGUCUGCUGGUGAAGAGUUGUUCGGCAGUCUGGACAAGGAAGUUGAUCUUCUUGAUCGUGAUGUCAGACCGUUCGUAGAAGAGUGCGACCAAAUGCAAGGUUUUCAAUUCUUCAGUGGUGCGGAUGACGCAUGGGGAGGCUUUGCUGCCAAGUAUGUGGACAAUGUGCGAGAUGAGUAUGGCAAGACAAGUAUCUGGGUCUGGGGCAUUGAAGACGGUUCCAGAAUGACUAGGGAAAAACUGUCAGUAAGAGCGUGCAAUGCCUCAAGAACCCUCCAGUCAAUUGCUCAGCAGGCAUCAGCAUAUGUCCGGCUUGCUGCACCUCCCUCGAUUCUGCCUCGAUAUGUAAAUAUUGACAGGGGGUCCGAUUGGAUGAGCACCGCACUCCUCUGUGCGGGCAUUGAAUCUGUCACACUUCCGACAAGGCUCAAUGCCGAAGCAGGGAAAAGAGGCUCGUUGAGCCUGUUCGAAGAUACGCUAAAUACCAACGGCGUUCAAAAUGUGUUCGAGCUUUAUGCAAGCGUCACGAGCUCAAAGACCGAAGCCAGCCACUCCUCCAACGGAACUGCGACUGGCCAUGGAAAUGGCUAUGGAGAGAAUCAAAGUACUAAUUCGCCAGAGCCAUCACGCUUGGACCUGGACUACAGUCCGAGUCUCAGCAGUCCGUCGGCCGGGAGAUCCAGUCAUGUUUUUGCUCAGGUGGAAUGCGACCGUGACCACCUCGAGUCGGGGACACGGCCGUUGACCCUGACCCCAGAAGAGCGGCUUCGAAGGAGACUAAACGAGGAGAGCGUGGUAGAGAUAUUUCAAACCAGCCUACAGUUUCCAUUGCUGGACACGUUUCCAGACACGCUCUUCGAGACAAGUCGAAGGUCGAGCGGGCUGGAUAUGUCGGCAGCCUUAGAAUGCAACUCGAGAAUAAAGGCUCGAAUUCUAGAUCUCAGGAAUACGACUUCUCGCCUAAUGCCGUUGGAAGAGCGAGAGGCUCAUUACAACGAUUUCACACAAAUGGCCCAGAAUUACGACAUUGGAUGGGAUUCAGGAUCAGAUUCUGGGAUCGACGAUGAGUGA
Fonsecaea multimorphosa CBS 102226 is the source of this 1551-nucleotide messenger RNA. RefSeq lists its product as uncharacterized. Lineage: Eukaryota; Fungi; Ascomycota; Eurotiomycetes; Chaetothyriales; Herpotrichiellaceae. Gene Ontology annotation, cellular component: cytoplasm. The record is from RefSeq and is a predicted model, not a curated record. The transcript has 5 exons. The coding region runs from base 1 to 1551 and encodes 516 amino acids. Gene Ontology annotation, biological process: mitochondrion distribution.